UCCGCGCCUUCCAGCACUUGAUCCAGCAGGGACGCAUCGUUCGGCCGUUUUUCCUUCGUUUCUCCCCCUUCUGCUCUACACGGUAGCGCGGCUCAACCACCAAAUUUUCCCCUAUCAAUCGAUCUCCUACACCCCAGCCCAUCGCAGAGCACCAUGGCCGAUUCGGUUGAAGUUGAGCAAAUGGCUGAGGCGAAGCCACGGAAGAUGGCACUGCCAACAUCGCUUGAUAAGGAUGCGAUCCGGGAGGCGUAUGAGGACGUGCGCUCGAACCUGAACGACUACGAAUGGGCCGUGUUCAAGUUCGACGGGCUAAAGAUCGUCUGCUCGGCGAAGGGCCAAGGCUUCGAGGAGUUCUGCAGCGAGUUUCAGGAUGACGAGCGCGCGUUCGGUUACAUCCGGAUGCAGAUGGGUGACGAGAUGUCGAAGCGCAGCAAGUUCCUGUUCCUCACCUGGAUCGGCCCGGAGGUUGGCGUCAUGCAGCGCGCGAAGAUGUCUACCGAUAAAUCGAUCAUCAAGGAUGUCAUCAACAAUUUUGCCGUCGAGCUGCAGGUGGAAACGAGUGCCGAUCUGGACUUAGAAAUGUUCAAGGCCCACCUUAACAAGGCUGGUGGUGCCAACUAUGGCACCGGUGUGCGGGAUGCAUAAGCCAGGAAGGGAUGAAUCGGGCACCGCGGGGAACGUCAACGAGCACGCAGCGGAAGGAAGCACAUGACCACUUUUACUGAGCGGAGCAACGUAGUCAGAGCAAGCGGAAAAGAGCAAACGAAACGAAUUAGUCGCUGGUUGCCCCACAUUGAUCACCACCUUUUAUCCCUGUGUUUCCCCGCGGCCCGAUCCAAACACAAUCUACCAACCCUUUAGCAUGUAGUGCGAUCGCGCUUGAACUUUCACUUAUUUAACAAACAUUCGGCAACACACGAACCUAUGUCGAGGAAGUUUCCGGCUCGACAUUUUUUCUACUGCUGCCCACGCCCGAAUAUAUACCAAGCCGUUCUAUAAGCGUUAUGUUAAUGUUAUGUGUGUUUUUUUUCUCGUCUUCGCCAAACUGUGCACUACUGGUUUCACAUUCGGUUUUGCAUCUUUAAUAUUUCAUUAAUUGGUCAGGUUAAUCAAUACAAGGGUCAAACAAACGUCUUGUUCAAGUUGGACGCAUUAAAUCAAAUUUCUCUGCAGUUCCGAUGACUUUCCGAUCGUAACCGGAUCGUGUUCGGAAGGGCCACCAAAAAAACAUGUCCUUAGCGAUGGUAUUCGUUUUAAGAGACAUAUCGGAGUUUCUUUGGCAGCAAUCAGUCCCGGUUUACGGUGAAUGAAACCUGCGAAGAACCUUUUCUUUAUACUAAAAAAGAACAAAUGUGGUUUACCGCAUCGAUGAACUGCACGGGAAAAACGGCGAUCGCAGGUGGAUAUGAAAAUUAUUAAAAUUUAAAAUUUAUCUAAAGAAAAUACAACGAAGAAACAUAGGCCUUUGUUCGUGGAACGAAAAAGAUGUAAAAUAAAUAUAAUUAAACAAUUAAUCAAUGCCGAUCUGGCGG
Anopheles coustani is the source of this 1532-nucleotide messenger RNA. RefSeq names its product coactosin-like protein. NCBI's taxonomy places the organism in Eukaryota, Metazoa, Arthropoda, Insecta, Diptera, Culicidae. Gene Ontology annotation, biological process: regulation of actin filament polymerization. Gene Ontology annotation, cellular component: cortical actin cytoskeleton; site of polarized growth; plasma membrane. Bases 154 to 645 code for a protein of 163 amino acids. The transcript is spliced from 3 exons. Gene Ontology annotation, molecular function: actin filament binding. The record is from RefSeq and is a predicted model, not a curated record.